GAUGCGUCAUCCGCACCAAGCACAAAGUGCGAAAUAAAGUCUUCCUGCCCCCUGUCAGCGGGCUGCCAAUUCACCAAUCAGAUGAUAGUAGACCCAGGCUCCACUAUUCCAACCAACUGCUCCAUCUUCGCAGGAGGAAAGGGCAAAGUCGUGACCUGGAACCAAGCGAAACAGCGAGUUGGUACAAGUAAUGGCGGCGUAUCAGAUCUGGUUUUGAAAAAAGUGAGUUCGUCGGCGAGUGGAAGUUAUUCAUGUGAAUGCACCUCUGUCAAUUUUACACGUAAGUAUACCUCUCUAUUAACGUUUGUUUUUCAACCUUUAAAGGAACACUGGCACAUUGCGUCAAAUGAAUUUCCUUGUUACUUCAAUAUUCGGCAUAGGAGUCGAGGUGGCUUAAGGGUUUUUGCGCUUGACGUCGAAUCGAAAGUCUGGAUUGGAGACCUGAGCCCAGUUGUAUAAAGGGAAGAUAACGCUAUCCAACGGAUAAUUCGUUAUCCUGCGAAUAAGUGAUAGCAAACGUACAGCGUUAUCCACCGGAUAGAGAUUCAUUUAGUGGAUAGUGUUAUCCGACCUUUAAACAAACGAGUCCAGGCCAAGUCAUUGUGCUGAGUUCUUGGGCAAAAAACUUGAAUAUUACAGUGCUUCCCUUGUAACAGGUGUUUAAAUGAGUAUUGGUGAACUGUCAUUCAGUGAGGAGUAGUAAUACUUCUAGUCGCUUAAAGAAAUGAAUAAGAUCCGGCUGGAUGGCUCACUUGCCCCGUGUACAGACUUUUCCUAACUUAACUUUCAUCAAGAGAUAACUACUCAGUAACUUUAUACAUCUUAUUUUAUCCAGGCGAUCUUCAAGUCAUUAUGGGUAGUAGUACUCCGAAUAUCAUUAAAAAACACAAAACGAUUGACCUAAAAUGCUACUUCUCUGGAUGGCCCCUUCCUUCCACCGUAGAAUGGUACAAAGAGCAAUGGCUGGUCAGUAACGUGACUUAUAAACUGAUCACAAAUGGAACCAAAGGAAUGUACCAGGAGCAAAAACAAACGCGGUGGAAUGGUAUAGAAACGCUUCAUAGCAUUCUCCAUCUACCAUCAGGAACCGAAGACCAAGAAGGAUUCUACACCUGUAAGGCAAAGAGUAAUAUUACAGGCUGGUCUAGUAGUGCAUCAUAUACCAUACAGAUGAUCUACGAAUGUAAGUAAUUUUCCGACUGCGAUAAGAAUAGCCUCUCUUCUUUUAAAGCUGCUCAAUAGACACUGAAAGUUCCCUUUAAAAUUUUUCCUGAAACCCAGCCAAAAUUAUUUCCGUAUAUGACUAACCAAGAAGUAUUUAUUUUUAUUUAGGUCCAUUGCCACAAUCUCCGACUGUUUCUUCCUCACAAAUCUCGGCAAGCAAAUUCUCGAAUACCAGCCUAACAUGUUUAGUUGAUACCGAUGAGAGUGGCUGCCCAGAGGAGCUUUACUGGUUUAAAAACAACGACCAAACAUCCUUGGCGAGCGGUGGAAAGUACAACAUAGCAUUGAAAAACACUCACACCAAAUGCCAACAGGAAUUCAUUCUGACAAUUUUUAACGCAACCAAGAAUGAUGAUGAAGGAAGGUACAGUUGCCACUGGAUGUGCGAGUAUGAAGACACGAAGAAAGCUUUCAUUGACCUCAAAGUAUCUGCUUGA
This is a messenger RNA of Pocillopora meandrina, 1661 nucleotides long. NCBI's taxonomy places the organism in Eukaryota, Metazoa, Cnidaria, Anthozoa, Scleractinia, Pocilloporidae. The record is from the annotation of a GenBank genome assembly.